Peromyscus californicus insignis is the source of this 4761-nucleotide messenger RNA. It is a transcript of the gene Epsti1, whose product is annotated as epithelial stromal interaction 1. The record is from RefSeq and is a predicted model, not a curated record. Bases 421 to 1182 code for a protein of 253 amino acids. The transcript has 13 exons. NCBI's taxonomy places the organism in Eukaryota, Metazoa, Chordata, Mammalia, Rodentia, Cricetidae.
CUCUCCUUCCUCCCUUCGCGGGGUACCAACUGCCCUCACGCCUUCUUCUUCACGCCGGGGUUCUUAACUCCUUUCCCCGAGGAGGUGCCCCUGGCCCCUCCAGGUCCCCUCCAGGCCGCCCAGGGGGUUCCGGGGGGACUCGUCAGUGGCCGUGCACGGGCCAGUGCUGCGGCCCCGUGUCCCUCGGCGGAGGCAGCCUGUGACGGGGAUCUCCUGGGGCUAGACGUGUUGUGUUACCUUCCACCACACCCACCACGCCUGGGGUUGAGGUGGGACUUGUUAGGUCUGUCUUGAGUUCCUCUGAAACCAGCCUGGAAGAGACUCCUGGGUUCUGCAGUGGUGCCUGGGAGUAGAGACAUGCUUGGGGCUUCCUAACUUGGCCUUCCCAGAAAGAAAUAACGAUGAUUUUACAUCACGGGCAUGUACACCUUGAUAGCACCGAACGCAAGUCGAAGGCAGAAGAUGCAGAGAAUUGCUGAGCAAGAACUGGCAGACCUGGAGAGGUGGAAGCAGCAGAACCGGGCCAAACCGAUCCACUUGGUGCCACAGCGGCUGGGUGGAAGCCAGUCUGAAUCUGAAGUCAGGCAGAAGCAGCAGCUCCAACAGAUGCGAUCUAAAUACCAGCAAAAGCUAAAGAGAGAUGAAUCUCUACGAAUCAGGAAGGAAGCUGAGGAAGCUGAGCUCCAACAAAUGAAGGCGGUCCAGAGGGAGAAGAGUAACAAACUAGAGGAGAAAAGGCAACUUCAGGAAAGCCUCAGAAGAGACGCCUUCCGAGAGCAUCACCAACACAAAACUGCUGAGUUCUUGAGCAGACUGGACACAGACCGGAGAAAGAGAACUGCCUGUCAAACUGCUCCUCAUGCUUCCCAGUCCUCAGUAUGGAAACUUCCAGUCCUGCCUAGAGAUCCCAGUUGGGCCAGUAGCCAGACACACAAGGAUUCUCUACGGAAGGAAGACAACCAGAAAUUGCAGAAGAUGAGGGAUGGACAACAUCAGAAGAGUAAAUUACUGGAAACUAAAGGACAGCACCAAGAGGAAGAAAGAGCCCAAAUCCUUCAAGCUGAGCACUGGAGGGUAAAUAAUGCUUUUCUGGACCGACUCCAAGGCAAAAGUCAACCAGGUGGCCUCGAGCAGUCUGGAGGCUGUUGGAAUAUGAAUAGUACCAACAGCUGGGGUAUUUGAGAAACAGUCACUACCAUCGGGCUUUCAUCAGCUGACCUUGAAAACCCUCAUGAGAUGCUUUUCCUUCACACAAUUUUGUUUGGCUUCGGUCUUCAUAUCUCAACUUCAACUGCCCACCCACUCAGCUGAGCGGUUGUGGGUGGCCAGUUUUCCUCUGUCAUUAGUUAUGUGUGGAUUUAGAGGCUCAUUACCGACUCGUGUUUAAUCUCUACUGCCAGCAUAAUGUUACCUUAUUUUUCCUAAUUAGUUCUGCCUCUUAUUAGAAGGCUAAUUAGAGCAAUGUUAGUAAAAUAGUAAAAGGGAAUCACGUGACAUUCAAGGUAGUUAGAGCUGUGGAUGCUGUAGGCUUGUGUCUCCUAAUUGACUAUUUUUUUUCUUUACUAAUUCUUACAGCAGGUUUGGGGAUCCUUUGGGGUCUUUCUGAAUUCCUACUUUCUUAAUCUACAAAUUUGAGCAAAAGGAGAUCUCUUAUACUUUUAUAGACAAAUUUAUAAAUAAAUUCCCAACUACUUCUGUAUAAAUGGGUCAUUUUUUUAAAAUGAAAAGUUCUCAAAGAGUCUGAUUAUAACAUUCAUUUUUACAGUCCAUACAGAUCAAAUACAGUAGGCAGUCACUCUUGGGUCUUUUCUUGGUCUUUAUACAUUGAUUAGUGCUGUUCCCCUGAUUUUCAAAUGGGAAAAAUUUGUUUAUUGGAAAGCCAAUAUGUUUAUAAAAAUUAACUAGACAGCUAUAGCCCCUUAUCUGAUUUGUAAGUAUGAGGGGAACUUAUCUUUUCUGUGUUCUAUGGAGCCUAGUUUAAUUAGCUCUCCUGUUCAAGCUCCGUGACCUUGAACAAGCUCAUCAUUCUUAGAGUAAAAGAAUAUUGAUCUGUCUACUAUGUAGUUCAGUCCCACAGCCACCUUUCCAUUCUCUGUGGUGCAUUGCAUUUAGUCUUUCAUAGAAUUAAGGUUGGAGGAAUGAAUGUGUGUGUGUGUGUGUGUGUGUGUGUGUGUGUGUGUGUGUGUGUGUAUAGAUAAUAGAUAUAUAGAUAGGUAGAUUACAGACAGAUAAGUUAUAGAAAGAGAAUAGAUAAAUGACAGAAUAGAUAGAUGACAGAAGAUGGAGUUGACAGACAGGUAGGUAGACAGAACUCUAAUAUUUAUUAAACCAAUAAUACUUCGUAGCAUCAAGACAUCUUCUAUUUCACCAAAUGCCCUGUUAAGAUUAAUUUUCCAGAUCUCUAUAUUCAGAGAAACAUUGGGAUUUGAAAUCUUGCGCCAUGACACAUGACUAGGGCCAUGGUGCCAUGCAGAAAGCUCCAUACUGGGUGGGGUGAAGGUGGCUAAGAACAAAUGGUGUUCUGGCAAUUUCUCUAGAACAACAAAAAAUGCAGAUACUUUUGUUUUCCUGUUCUCUGCCAACAGAAGCUGUGUGAGUGCUGCUGACACUGAUAUGAAAUGUUUGGUCCAUUCGAAACACUUGUUGUCAUAUAUGAAGAAAGCUGAAUCCCUCAGCCUGUGUUGGAAACACUGCCAAACCAAUUGUAAAUGUGCUGUGGUAGCAGACGUUUUGCUGCCAUGGCAAGCAGCCACUUUAGCCAUACACCCGCUAGCCUGGCUCCCUCACAGAUGUGUUUGGUGUGUGUGUUCAGGAAUGGUAUUCCCCUCUGCGGUGACCGUCACUGUGGGACCAGGGGUAGGUGAAAGGAUACGUUCUUCUUUGGAAGGCUCUUGGGGAAGUUGGCCCGAAUCUCCUUCUUAGUAUAUGACAUUUUCUGUCCUCCCCAGCAGAUUGUUCGUGUGUCUGGUUCCACUUUUUUUUUUUAAGUGCAGGUAUGGAAAAUUACAAUAUCAUGGCUGAAAUUAUGAAUAUGUAUGGGCUGUAAGUAUCUUUCUUAAGGAAUUUCUUGAAGUAUGUAGAUGGAAGUUGCUAGGAAAGAAACAUGAGCCAUUGCCCGAGGGACCCUACUAUUAUGCCUUUCGUAUUUAACCAGCCUUGUUGAACCAAUUGGAAUGAAGUUUGACUUUUAGGUAACUCUGGAUAGGAAAUCCUCAAGUCCUGUCUGUAUUUCUAUGCUUUGAGGGAGCUUUCUUUUUUCUGGGAAAGAAGCAAAUUAUUGUAAAAUAAUUUAUGUGUUAUAGAAAUAAAUAUUGACUGCUACAGAUAAGCAAUUAACAAAUUGAUAAUAUUUCAGGUUUUAUUCCUAGAUAGUUAAAAUUAAACUUUGUUGUGUAUCCUUCUGGAUCCUUUCCAGUACAUGUAUCAAAGGAUGCUGUUGGCUGAGAGUGAGCUCCUAGAGUUUGAACUGGUGAUUAAAAUACACACUGGUGAGGUUGUCUUAAUCCACUCAAGCUGUUUGAAGAAGCUUCCUGAGUCUGGCUAGCUUAUGAACAGCAUAUUUAUUCCUCAUAUUUCUGGAGGCUGGAAGUCCAAGACAGGGGGACUCCCAGACUUGAUGUCUGGGGAGACAUCACUUUCUGGCUGACCUCCUUCUUGGCAUGUUCUCAUGUAGUGGAAGAGGCAAGGGGUCUGUCUUGAGCCUCUCCUAUAGAACACUGAUCCCGUUCAUAUGGAGUCUAUCCCUGUGACCUGAUCACCUCCGGGAGCCUCCAUUUCUUAAUGCUUUUCACUGUAGGGAUUGGGAUUUGAACAUAUGACUUUGGUGGGAUGAUCUGUUAGUUCCUUGUCUCAUCACUGUGAUAAAUGCCUGGCAAAAACAGCUGAAGGAAGGGAGGGAGGUAGGGAAGGAGAGAGAUAUGGAUUAAUUUUGGCUCAUGGUUAGAGGAUGCAUUCCAUCAUGGUGAGGAGGGCAGGGUGGCAGGAGUUUGAAGCAGCUGGCUAUGUUGGAAGCAGAUGGAGAUGAAUUCUAUUGCUCAGCUCAUGUAUUUCUCCUUAGAUUCGGUCUGGGACUACAGUCCAUGAAAUGGUGCCACCCACUUUUAGUGUGGGUCUAUCAGUUAAACCUCUCUGUAGUUAAACCAUUACAGACACACACAGAGUUUUGUCUCCUUGGUGACUCUUAAGUUCUGUAAUACUGACAGUUGAUUAACCAUCCUGUGGGGAUAAAAACAUAGGAGUCUUGACCUAAGUGAUAAAACAUUCUUCUCAAAGGGCCCUGCUAGUAUUUAUCAGCACCAGAAGUGUACAACAACACCCCAAUACAUGUACUUUCUCUAAUAGAAUUAGUGACUUUAAAUCUUUGCCUAUAGAAUGAGUUAAACAUGUCAAUAGAGGGGUUACCCUCUUCUUCCCAUGUGCUUCCUGCUCAGUGGCUUCAGCUUUGUGGAGAGGAGAAUUUAGUUGUGUGUAUACUUGCUUGGUUUGCAAAAGAUCUGUCUAUGCUGAAGUGUGAUUUCACAGAUAUUCUUUUAAUUUUUUGUGGAGGAUUUUAGCCUUAAGUCCAUUAUUGAAGUUUGAAAUAUUUAUGUAUUUCAAUUUACCAAUCUUUUUCUUUUAUUUCUGCUUGGUAUCCAUUUGAUCAAUUUUAAAACAUACAUAUCAACACUUGGCCUAGUGGUCAUCUGAAUCAAACAAAAGAUACCAGCUUCCUCAUAGUAGAUUUAGUUCUGAGUGACAUAGGAUAGAUUGUCCCAUUCCUGA